AUGCAGAUUCCUCAGAGGCUGUACACGCUAGACGAGCUGAGAUUGAACGGCAUAGAAACUACGUCUCUUUUGUCUCCACUGGACGCCACGCUGAGUUCCGUAGAGAGGGGCAUUCAGGCUGCUGCUGUCUUGGGAGGAGCUGCGGCUUGGAACUUUCUCGAGCUAAACCCUCAACAGAUCUUUUUCUUGUCGCUUGGGCUGUUGUUCCUCUGGACCUUGGAUGCGGUUACUUUCAACGGCGGUAUCAGUUUCUUGGUUCUUGACACACUUGGCCACUCAUUCAGCCAAAAGUACCAUAAUAGAGUUGUUCAGCAUGAGGCAGGCCAUUUCUUGAUUGCAUAUCUGCUUGGAAUUUUACCCAAAGGAUACACACUAACCAGCUUGGAGGCACUCAAAAAGGAAGGGUCUCUCAAUGUUCAAGCCGGGACUGCUUUUGUCGACUUUGAAUUUCUUGAGGAAGUGGGUCUGCUUAAACCAACUAUAAUUUCGCUUAACUAUACACUGAACAGGUUCUCGUGCAUAGCACUAGCUGGUGUGGCAACAGAGUAUCUCCUAUUUGGUACUGCAGAAGGAGGUCUUGCGGAUAUCAACACGUUGGAUCGAUUACUAAAGAGCUUAGGCUUUACACAGAAGAAGGCGGAUGCUCAAGUCAGAUGGGCUGUGCUGAAUACUGUCCUACUCCUUCGUCGUCAUGAAAAGGCUCGGGCAAUGCUUGCAGAGGCCAUGUCUGAAGGACAAUCUAUAAGCUCCUGUGUCCAAAUGAUUGAGAAAACAAUAGAUGUCGAUGACUUGUAA
Molecule: messenger RNA, 795 nt
Organism: Striga hermonthica
Lineage: Eukaryota; Viridiplantae; Streptophyta; Magnoliopsida; Lamiales; Orobanchaceae
Source: the annotation of a GenBank genome assembly